AUGCUUCAUGUCACAUUGUGGUUGAACUCAACACUUGAAGCAAUAAGUCUUGGGGUGCCUAUGGUGGCAUUGCCACAAUGGAGUGAUCGGCCAACAAAUGCCAAAUUUAUUGAAAGUGUUUGGAGGGUAGGAGUGAGAGCUAAAAGGGAUGAGAAAAUGAUUGUUACAAGAGAAGAAAUUGAGAGGUGUGUAAGGGAGGUAAUGGUUGGAGAAAAAAGUGAUGAAAUUAGGAUUAAUGCCUCUAAGAUGGGAGAGCAAGCUAAAAGGGCAGUUGCUAAUGGUGGGAGCUCAGAUAUUGCUAUCAACAAUUUUGUUGAAGUGUUGAUGAAAGGGAAGGGAACUAAGCUUAAUCAAUCAGAUAUCAUAUAA
Molecule: messenger RNA, 369 nt
Organism: Coffea eugenioides
Lineage: Eukaryota; Viridiplantae; Streptophyta; Magnoliopsida; Gentianales; Rubiaceae
Product: UDP-glycosyltransferase 74C1-like
Exons: 1
Coding region: 1-369 (122 amino acids)
Molecular function (GO): UDP-glycosyltransferase activity
Source: RefSeq, a predicted model, not a curated record